Striga hermonthica is the source of this 1101-nucleotide messenger RNA. The record is from the annotation of a GenBank genome assembly. Lineage: Eukaryota; Viridiplantae; Streptophyta; Magnoliopsida; Lamiales; Orobanchaceae.
AUGGUGAAGUCUGUGGAUAAUGGGGUUUCCCUGCCGCCGUUCUUAGUUAAAUGCUAUGAGAUGGUCAGUGAUGAGUCCACCGAUGGAUUGAUUUCCUGGAGUGAGUCGAGCGAUAGCUUCAUCAUAUGGGAUGAAUCGAGAUUUUCUUCCCAAUUGCUCCCCAAGUAUUUCAAGCACAGCAAUUUCUCCAGCUUUGUCCGCCAGCUCAAUAUCUAUGGUUUCAGGAAAAUCGACACGGACCAGUGGCAGUUUGCAAACGAGGCCUUCCGCAAAGACCAGAAACACCUGCUCAAAAACAUCAUCCGGCGAAAGCACCCGCAGAACCAAACUGAGAAAAAACCCGUCCUGCACAGAGAUGAGGAGCCCGAGGAUGAAAAGAGACUUGCCCUCUGGAAGGAGGUGGAGACUCUGAAGAUGGACAAGAUCGCCCUCACCCAGGAGUUGAAGAAGCUGAGUCAGCAGCAGCAGACCUCGAAAAGCAAGAUGGUGGUCUUGAGGGAGCAGCUGAAGGGCAUGGAGAAAAACCAGCAACAAAUGCUUUCUUUUAUCGUCAUGGCCAUGCAGAACCCUGAAUUCAUGCUCCAGUUUUUCCAGCCCAAGGAGAACACGUGGCGCGUGUCUGAAAACGGAAACACCAAAUUGAGUGAGGUCACGGACGAUUGUGGUGGGGCGAUCGUGAGAUACGGGCAGGUGGGGCCCACGAGAGCUGGGGAAGCUUCAGGGUCGGAUGGUUUGAUGGAGUUAGAUUUAUCUGUGGACGAGAUUAGGGAGCUUUUCAUGGAUAUUGAUGUGUUGCUUGAGGAAGGAUCGGUUCCCGUAGAAAGUCACGAGGUGUUUGUGGUUCCGAGUGGGGACGAGAGCGAUGAUAUGCUCGAGCAGCUUCUUCUUCCCUACCCAUCAAUGGCAAAUGUGGGGCUUGCCGAGUUGGACGGUGGAGCUGCUGCUGCUGCUAGUUCCGGGCAGAAACAGAUUGGGCUGACCAUAGAAUCUGAUGAAUCGGAAGAUUCUGGUAAUGAUGCGCUUGAUGAUGUCAGAGGGGACUCAGUCGAUGCUUUAGCUGAACGAAUGGAAGUUUUGACUUCUGAAAUUAGGGGAAGUUGA